UUUGCUGGUGAAGUUUACUUGUCUCUGCUUCUAACCCAAAACAAUAAUACUAUUAUGACGACUAACAUAUAUACCACUAAACUAAAUUCAUCUAAUUUUUAUUUUGUAAUUCGUCCAUUUUAUAAUACAAAAGAUAUACCCAACUUGAUCAUUAACUAAAGUCAAAGCGACGUUUUGUACUUUGCAAUUUUGUACUACUAACACUAUAUAUCUCUUUAUAUAUAUGUGUGUGUUUGCUCCAGAUGUCUUGAUUAAAGAGAUAGAAAGUAAGAAGAAAGAGAGCAUAGAGAGAGAUGAAGAGAAAGAGAUACGAGAUGGAGAAGAAGAAGACAGAGCUUCAAACCGCUAUAGAAGAGCUAUCUCUCGUCACAAUAACUAAACCUGUAGAUAAUACUGAAACCACACAUAUACCCUUGAGACCUCUUCUCUCCUUCUGCAACUUAAUCAUCCAAGUUCUUGAUAGGAUAGGACCGACAAUGGCUGUUCUCAGACAAGACAUCGAUCAAAAUAUUCAGAGAUUAGAGAAGCUUUAUGAAACAGAUCAUUGUGGUUACUCCAACUUGGUGGAGAUUCUGAACAAAGAAAGGAACGAGGGGACACAUAAGAUGGUUACCAGUUGCAGUAGAGCCCUUCUUUGGCUCACUAGGACAAUGGAUUUUUCUGUGGCUUUAUUAAGAUUGUUGUCCAAAGAGAUGUCGUCAAAAAUGGAAGAACUUGUAGAAGAAUGCUACAUGGCCACUUUAAAACCACACCAUGGGUGGAUCGCCUCUGCAGCUUUCAAAGUGUGCUUAAAGAUAGUGCCUGACAAUAAAACUUUUAUGGACGCGAUCGGUGCAAGAGACCAGAGCUAUGAGACCCUUAGAGAAGAAAUUGAUACAUUAAGCUCAUUGUUGACACCUAUUCUCAAAGAAAUCUCCAUUGUUCUGGAACAAUACGGGUUGAACAGAUUAAAAUCGAUGUAAAAGAUGGAUCAGAAGUGAUAUAAUCUUUAAUUAAUGUUUUUGUUAAAGUGAUAAUUUAUAUUUUAACAAAAGUGACUAUCUUUGUAUGUAUAUAUCAGUUGUUAUACAAUUUGUUAAUUUAAUCAUUCGAACUAAAAUGAUUUCGUCUUUUAAUAAUAAGAU
Molecule: messenger RNA, 1124 nt
Organism: Raphanus sativus (radish)
Lineage: Eukaryota; Viridiplantae; Streptophyta; Magnoliopsida; Brassicales; Brassicaceae
Product: glycolipid transfer protein 2
Exons: 6
Coding region: 294-962 (222 amino acids)
Biological process (GO): ceramide transport; intermembrane lipid transfer
Cellular component (GO): membrane; cytosol; cytoplasm
Molecular function (GO): ceramide 1-phosphate binding; ceramide 1-phosphate transfer activity
Source: RefSeq, a predicted model, not a curated record